Molecule: messenger RNA, 2281 nt
Organism: Uloborus diversus
Lineage: Eukaryota; Metazoa; Arthropoda; Arachnida; Araneae; Uloboridae
Product: protein ced-11-like
Exons: 16
Coding region: 1-2256 (751 amino acids)
Biological process (GO): monoatomic cation transmembrane transport
Molecular function (GO): monoatomic cation channel activity
Source: RefSeq, a predicted model, not a curated record
AUGAUAGACGCAAUCUUAAGUCCUUCAUCAUUUCGAAGAUACGCCAUACACCAUCCGCCCAUAUGGAAAAUGAUGUACUUGAUGUGGAGUGCUCCAAUAACGAAAUUUUGGACUUUUCAGGUGUUUUAUGUUGUGUACUUAGCACUAUUCAGCAUAGCAGUUAUGUGGCAGUCAUGUGGAAAUUAUCACCUGGAUAUGACAGUUUGCUGCUGGACAUCUUUAAUAGCCUUGGAAUCCGUGCAUCCGGCAGUAAGAAUGAGAAAAAAAUAUAAAGCCCAAGCAUUUGUUUUGAAAAUCUUAGAGAUCAUCAUAAUGUUCAUGUUUGUUUUACUGUAUGCCGUCGGACGCCUCAUCGAGCCAAGACAAAUUGAUCCUUACACCACAAGAGUCAUUUUAUGUUUGGGUCUUCUGUACUUUUAUUACCGCAUCAUUGCCAUCUACCUCCCCAUCUCCCCAACAUUGGGACCAUUAUUAUACAGAGUGAAGCUUAUGGUUCUCGUCGAUUUCAUCAAUUUCAUGCGCAUGACCAUCCUCGUCAUCAUCAGUGGUGGAAUCGUGAUCCAUGCCGUCAUGUAUCCAGAUUAUCCUUUUAAUAUUGAGCUUUUCAGAAGAACAUUUCACAAGGCGUGGUUUUCGCUCUUCAUGACUCCAAUUGAUGACCUAGGAAGAAAUUUCAACUGUCAGAAAACAAGUUUAAAACAAGGGAAUGAAACAUUUUGCUUGUCAGGUGCAUACGAUGACGUUAAGUGUCCAAAUGUUGGCUGGUGGGCAUACAUUUUUAAUAUUCAGUAUUUCGUGUUACUGAAGUUGAUUCUUCUCACCCUUCUAUACGCACUUUUCAGUGCGACAGCAUCUAAAUUGUCAGCUGAAAGCGACGCCAUUUGGAAAUUUCAACGAUAUCAUCUGGUUGUUGAUUUUUCUAACCGUUUGCGGCUACCGGCUCCUUUGAACAUUGUGAGCUAUAUCAUUAUCGGCAUACAAUUUCUGCACUGGUGCUUUUGCUGCAUAUUUUUCCGAGAAGAUAAAAUGAAAUUUCAGUCCGAUAUGCAUCAGGUUACAGCAAAAGACUACACUUAUUGGAACCAACUGGCUCACGAAUAUGAUGCCGUUCAGCAGACCAAAGAAAUGGAGAAAGACGUCAUAGAGAAGCAAAUGGACAUGACUCGAAGUUUGAUUGAAGAUUUUGUUUACCACAAGCAAAUGAUGCAAGGUUUAAAAAGUUCCGUUAGAGAACUCGAACGCUUGAUGAACUAUUCGCACGUUCAUUUGGAGAACAUUCGGCAUUUGACAAAUCGAGAUGCUGGGUUUAUGAACGUAUUAUCACGUCGUUCGCCAUAUCCAGGAACUCGAGUACAAAGAUUCCCAGUUCCAGAUAAGUAUGUUCCAUGGGAAGUAAUGUGGAUUUCUUACGACCCAGUGGCAUAUACUCUACCACGACAAGAUUUUCCUGUUGCUCUACAGUCCUUUGUAGAUGAAGACUUGUUAUUACUUCAGGAAAAACAAUGCCCACAGGAGGCUCUUCCGGUAUAUUCUUGGAAUAGUGUCACGGUCAAUCCAGCAGGCAUUGGAUUGGACAGAUUAUCUUGGAUAACGAGUAAUGAUGGUUCCAACCUGGUGUACAAGUUGGAUAGCGAAGGAGUUCCAAAGAAUCCAAUGGGAAGAACGGGAUUACGCGGAAGAGGAAGUUUGCUUCGCUGGGGUCCCAAUCACUACAUGCAGAUUAUAAUAACAAGGUAUCAAAAAACUAGAGAGUAUUUCUUAUCAACUAAAGGUUUGGAAUUCGUGGUUUUGUGGUCUGAGAAACGAUUCCAGCUGUCAAUACCCGGGGGUUUUGUAUCCGGCGAACACAGGUAUGAAGUCAUAAGAUCCAUGUUUAAAUCUCAAUACACAGGAAAUACGAUUUGGUCUGAUGCGAAAGAAGUAAAUAAGUUCUUUUUGGACUGUGUGGUGCAGAAGAUAGAAAAAUCGGACAGCAAUGAAUCUUUGGACAGCAUCAUCGAUAACGAUGAGAGCAGCAAGGUGCUUUGCGAGGUGGUCUGUAGGGGAUACAUGGAUGAUCCCAGCAACACAGAUCAGGCCUGGAAAGAAGUUGAACUGUGGCAUGUGCAUUAUGACACUGCUGAGAAUGUAUCGGAAAGAUUGCAGGCUCAAAUGGGCUGGAGGUUGAUAACAGAGGAUGCAUUUUUCAAGCUUCCAGCAGGACAAGCAGUCCUAUUACAAGACAUAGCUAGGAAGAUGAAGGCCACCAUCUUGUAAAAAGAUAUUCUAGAUUGUACUUCAU